Messenger RNA from Cyprinodon variegatus (sheepshead minnow), 6406 nucleotides. It is a transcript of the gene ino80da, whose product is annotated as INO80 complex subunit D. The record is from RefSeq and is a predicted model, not a curated record. NCBI's taxonomy places the organism in Eukaryota, Metazoa, Chordata, Actinopteri, Cyprinodontiformes, Cyprinodontidae. The transcript is spliced from 9 exons. Gene Ontology annotation, cellular component: nucleus. The coding region runs from base 404 to 3469 and encodes 1021 amino acids.
CUCUACAUAAAUAGUUUCUUAUCCUCAUAGUUGCACACUGCAUGGAUUUUAACAAAGUUACAUUUCCAAUAUGGUAGGAUAGGUUGUUGUUGUAGAGCGCCUUGUUGUCAUGUCCCCGCAGUGCCUGUAGUGGUGCUGUGAGGAGUCUGUUGUGGAUCCAACAAAUGUCCUCAGCAGCCUACCUACGGCUUGUAAUUUGCGCUGGUUAGCCUGUGUUUUCAUGGCUCCUUAUUUCAAGAAAAUCCGAGCUCGAUGAAGACCGCCGUUUACCAUCCUACCUGGAUUAUUGAUGCCCGAGUAGCUUAGCUGAUUCUAAUAGACAUUUCGGCCGACUAUCUGGAGCGAAUACCGUGCACAGCCCAAACCUAUUCAAGCUGAUGUUUUCAAGGACAAGAGUCACGUGAUGUAUGAAGGCAAACACAUACACUUCUCAGAGGUGGACAAUAAGCCGCUGUGCUCCUAUAGUCCAAAGUUGUGCAAGCAGCGCCGGUUAAAUGGGUAUGCUUUCUGCAUCCGGCAUGUUCUGGAGGACAAGACGGCUCCUUUCAAGCAGUGCGAAUAUGUUGCAAAGUACAACAGCCAGCGAUGCACCAACCCCAUCCCCAAGUCUGAGGAUCGCAGAUACUGUAACAGCCACCUGCAGGUUCUCGGCUUUAUCCCGAAGAAAGAACGCAAGAAAAAACACGAUGCUUUAGAGGAAAUGCGUCCACGGGCUCACCUGGAGUCGGUGGCUCUCAACAUAACUGUGCCCUCUUUAGCUCUGAGAGCGACCAAUGGCAUAGAUGAACUUCCACCAUCUCCCCCCUGCUCACGCCUGUUACCCCUCGCCGAUGGCGAACUCCUGGACCCUUUUGCCUUCUAUGAGGAUGAAAUGGAUGGAGAGGAGGUGGGCGCUCCUCGAAAGGGGAGCAGCAUCAAGAAGAAGCUACAGAGUCGGCUGGCGCUCAACCAGAAACUCCCCCAAGACACAGAACUUUUCCAGCCAACGCCUGAGCACUUUACGGUCUCGCCAGUUCCGCGCAUCCACCCCUCGUCACCGCUCAACGCUCAUUUACCGCGACAGGCAUCGGGUCUCUUACAGCCACCUCAGCAGUGCGGCGUGACAUCUUUUUCCUUCCCAGCACAGCAGCAGGGUUUAUUAUGCAAUCCACCACCACCUCAGACAGUCAACUUUCUGCCUCCGGGGAUGCCUGCAAACGCAUUGCCCAGUUCAGCGCAAUAUUUUGGACCAUCGCUCAGCAGGAAAAUGCCUUCCGCUGCGACACAACCGCCUGUCUCCUGCAAGGAUGGUGGCAGUACCAAUCAGAGGCACAUGGUCGUCAUGCACCCCACGGCCUUCUCCCCUUCUGCCCACUGCCUUGCUAGGUUGCAACACCUGGUGCAGCUCUGUGCUAAGAGACAGAGAGAGCACGGAGAUCUCUUCUCACAUCUAGGUCUGGAUUGGUCAGAAGACAGCGCCGAUGACGAUGACGAAGAGGAUGUGGAGAGAGCUGCUCCUUUUCAGAGUCCAUGGAGACCAGAGAACAGGUCUGUCUCUUUAAAGUGCUUAACCUCACCAUAUAACGUCGAAACGUCUCGACGUCAUGUUAAUGUUAUUCUCCUGUGCAGCUUGGAGGGCGAUGGCGGUUCUUCGCGUAGAGCGCGCCUCCUGCGGCUUUGCUCCUACCUGCGGGAGAAGUACAAGCACAUGUGUAGACAGGAUAGGGCGAGUAUCCGUCAGAAGAGGUAUCGUUAUGCCUUCCGGAAAGCCUUGCUGCACGCCGCCAACAGCAACCCAGACUGCGCGGGGCAGCUGAUCCAGGAGCUGGGUGGAAACUCUCAUAGCCAUUCAUGUGGGCUUCCAGCAAGGCCCCGGAGCACAGAAGCGGCGACUUGUACCGGCUCCACCAAGGGCCAGACCUGCACCAACAGAGCUCUGCCCUUCACUCAGCACUGUUUUCAGCACAUACUGUUGAAUCGUUCUCAGCAACUAUUUGCUAGUUGCACAGCCAAAUUUGCAGAUGGUCAACAGUGCUCCAUCCCCGUGUUUGAUAUCACACACCAGACGCCGCUCUGUGAAGAGCAUGCCAAAAAGAUGGAUAAUUUUCUAAGGGGUGACGGCAAUCGGAGGGUGCAGCACCAGCAACAGAGAAAGCCACGGAAAAAGACCAAACCGCCAGCACUCACCAAAAAACACAAGAAGAAAAGAAGGAGAGUGCCGCAGAGGCCCCAGAAACCCAUCCCGCCAGCGCUGCCGCAGGGAAACCUGGGAAUGCCUUUGACGAGCCUCGUGAUGCCCCCACAGGCUGGCAUCAGGAGCCCCUCAACCCCAGACCUGAGCACAGACGAACUUCCUGAUGACAUCACCAACGACAUGGCAGACAUUCCAAAUGACCUAGAGUUAAACCAGGAGGAUUUCUCAGAUGUGUUGCCGCGGCUACCUGAUGACCUGCAAGAUUUCGACUUAUUUGAAGUGAAGAACGGGGAGCUGCUUCCCACCACAGAGGAGGCUGAGGAACUGGUCCGUGCCCUGCAGGCCAUGGGCUCCUACCCAGACUCGCUGGUGUGCCUGACCUCCAUGGCCGAUCUGGCCUCGGCGGACGGAGUGGACAACCGUGCCCUGACGGUGUUUCCUGGCCCGGUCCAACCGGGCGGCAUGGGGGACCUGCUCAACACACGCAUCCCUGCUGAGAACUUCACCAGCCUGGAGUUGGAGGACAAUCUGCUACAGGCCGCCGGGAACCACUUCUCCCCAUCUCUGCCAUCCCAGCCGGCCAACCAGCCCCCUCCAUCGUGCUCCACGCUGACCUCGCCUUCCUCCGUGGCGGCCACCACCAGCAUCCCCCUGCUCACGCAGACCUCCAUAACAGAGAGGACGUUUUCUCGGACGCAUGUCCUGGCAAAGUCUGAGGUUUCCGCCUCGUCUCCGCAGGUCAGCCACUACAGCAGCGAGCAUGUGCCAUCCCCGUACAGUGAACACAUAUCGUCCCCGCACGCCGCCUCCUUCCACACAGACACCCCCCUGCUGCUGGAGGUCCCUCUCAGCGGGGUUCCGGGGACCCCCCGCUCUACAUGGAACAACCUCCCCCUCACAGACCCCACGCCGUUCGGCAAUCUCAUCAGGUCGGAGAGUCACCUCAUCACCACUUCCUUGUCCACGCCGCCCGCCACCACCCAUUCUGUAACGCUGCAGCCGAUGGCGGCUUUGUCGGCGAUGCCUCAGGGCGCCGUGACGGGUUUAACCGCUCCCCCUGUCCCCUCGUCCUCUUCCUCCUCCUCACACGAACACCUGUUGACCCCCACACAGCCCAAGCAGCAGCUCCCUCAGUUCAGCGCGGCCUUCGGCCAUCAACUGGCCUCCCACAGCGGCAUCCCGAAAGACGUGCAGCCCAGUCACAGCUCCACGGCGCCCCCUGCCGGCUUCUCAAUAGUUAGUGCCACCACUGCAAGUGCCAACAGCGCCACGCCGCCCUUCACGCAAAGUAAAUGAUUAAGCAGCAGCUGCGGUGGGCUCACAGUUAUCUCCAAUCCAGCCGACCGGCUUCUGAUUUUAUCUGCUUUAUGUGUGCAAUGUGGUUCUAGUGCACUAUUUGCUAAAGGAUUUGCACAAUCUCUAACCCCCCAACCCCCCUGUCUUUUCCUUUUUUUCCCCCCCUCCUGUAGCCGGACGGAUUUCAGAUUUGAAGUAGCUGUGAGUCCCCUCCACCCUCUGUGUUCUGUAUGUUUGCGGAGCAGCGCUUUAGAUUAUUUGAUGACUUAAAAGACAUUAGCAAAGAUUAUUUAUAACCAUGACAGAAAACCCCAGAUGCCGCUCUGUUUGCUUCACACCCCCUCCCCUUCUCAGAUGGCCAUUUGCACCCCCACCCCUUCCCUCCGUUUUAAAGAGUAGACAUUGUGAUGUUUUUUGUAACCCAUUAUGUUUCAAGCUAUUUAACCGUCUUCAUGAUACGGAUUCAGUCCAAUUUAAUCAUCACCCAAACACUUUUUUUUAACGGCUGAUUUUAAUAUAGUGUAUAUUAUAUGUGCUCAUUUAUUGGUUCUGCUCGGACGUGAUAAAGUCUCUGACCUCACUGUCGGAUGCGGCACUGUGAGUGGCUUAGUAGACACUUGAAGGUAGUAGUUUCUUAAAGCAAUAAAAAUACACAUUACCAUCACCUGCAGGAUUGUGAGGUAUUUUUCCUGAUGUCACUGCAUGUAGCUCCGCUUCCUGAAACCAGCCAGAUCAGGUUGUUUCUGUUUAGUUUUUUUUCUUUAGGGCCUCUAUGGCUCAAACUCCAGAUUUUUACAACAGUUUCACUCAGGCCAUCUCUUAUUUCUAAGGAGUUAACUCUCAAGGUGAAUACAUGAGCGACCGUUUCAAUGAGGAGGAAGAUGGUGAUGAAUGCAGGGGCUUUUAAGUGUCUACGCUAGAAAGGUCCACAUGUACCACAGUCUUCAUCGGCUCAGGAAAGAAGACUUUGGUGGUGGGGAUUGGGCAUUCAGCGCCUUGCAAACAUAAUCACAACGCUUUCUUUUCCUAGUUUUCUCAUGUUGCGACCAUAACCUCCAUGCUCUCUUUUUGGGAUCUUAAGUGGCUUUCAGUUAGAUUCUUCUGAACUUUAACUAGGCCAAAUUAGCACAGGAAAAUGUUUAGAUCCAAACAUUUCAAUCGCUUGGGCCGAUGUUCUUUUUAAUAGAUGGAGAGGACAUCUUUAAAAAUGUUUUUUUGGAAGUUUCUAAACAGCUUUCUUUAUGCCACCCUUUUAACGCUUCUGGACUGUUCCUCUUAGCCACUGGUCAGACGUCCAUGUCCAAUCAAAAGCUUUGAAUCUGAUUAUGUCAAUUUCAAAGUCUGGAAACUCAUGUUGAAGUUGAACACAUGAAGAAAUGUUGUGAGUUUCCAGACUUGCAUCGGUGUCUUACAAUCCAAAAUGUUUCCAUGCAAAUUAUCUGAGGCCCUUAUUUGAGCUGUUUUAGUCCAUUUAUGCCUAACUCUUUAUAGGCAUGUACUUUCCAGAUGGGAAUCUAUUUAUUUAACAACUCCUCCUCCUGUCCACCAUCUUUACCUGCUUCUAUAAUCGCACAAAGUGUAGAAAUUGUAUUUUUAACAUCACCUCUUGAUAAUAAUCAAACGAUUUAAAUGUCCAGAAUUUUAUUUCUGGGUUCUUUAAAAAAAAAAAAAAAAUCAUGAAAACAAUUUUAAAUGUUCCUCCUUAUAUGGACGUCUUGUUAAACACUGAGGCUGUGGUUUCAACAUGACCAAUGAGGGGGAAAAAGGGUGUGAAUACUUUUGCCAGGCCCUGCAUAAAUGAACAAAAGGUGGUAUGAUUUGUACAUCUCAAGUAAAUCACUGUUUUAUCUCGCCAUGUGAUUUUUAAGCUACAGGAUGUAAAGCUGGGGUCUGAUUUUAGCUUUUGCAAACAAAUCCCUCCCCCUCCUCCGCUAACUUAUACAGCAGUAUAACAAUGACUUUUGAUAGAUUUAAAUACAUAUAUAAAUAUAUAUAUUAUAUAUGAUAGACAUUGACAAAUUGUUGAAUACUUGGUAUAUAGAAUAUAAGUCUCUAUCUUGGGGUUUGUUGGUGAACUCUUCAGUAGCAAUGGGUGGAAGUUAUUUGCAACAUGUCAGAGUGGAGAUUGUAUUUUGUGGAGUGAGUUGUUUUUUUUUUUUAAUAGCUAUCAAAAUGAUUGAAUCUUUGUGAAAGAGGUGCUGUGGGUUUCAUCCUCGCCAGUAAUCUGACAGGAAGUGGUUUUUGAUAGCUAUUAAACAUCCGGAGGGUGUCGCACAGCACAGCAGCAUUCAGUGGUCGUUACUGACUGGAUUCACCUAUUUAAGAAAACAGUGGAUUAUAUCUACAGGAAUUUUAAUAGCUGGUAUUUUUUCUCCCCCCCACCUCAUUUUAUCUGGCUUAAGACAUUCAUUACAUGAACAGCUGAUAUAAUUACCAGACCCUCCCCCACCUGUUUCCAGCUGUGAGGAGGCCCAGUUCUGUCUGUCUCCCUUUCUAAAAAGAGAUCUGGCUCUAAACUGAUGGGGAGGCUUUUACUGCAGCCUCGUCUCCGAUGCUAACAAUACUGCUGUAACCGUAAGGCAUGAGAUUAGUCCCUGCAGCAGACAAAGCCACGUAGAACAGCGACCUUCCAGCAGGGCUCGUAGGAGCACGGAAACCGCUCCAGUUCAAAGAUGGCGGACGAUAUUCCUAUAUUCAUUGAAUGUACUGUAUUACUGUUUCUAAAGAUAGGACGAGCUAAUCUAGUCACCUUUUGUUAUUGGUCCUUGUUUGAAUUGUCUAAGGUAUUUUUUGUAUACAAAAGUUUACAUUUUUAUGUAUAUUUUUCUCGUGUACAAACUAUGUAAUAUGUGUACAAAACACUGUAUGUAAUAUCUGUAUAUAGUGUGAGAAAUCUGAUCUUUUGUUUGUUUUUGGAUGUAUAAAUAAAACUUGCUG